AGUCUUCACAUGAGAUUUUCUCGUACUUGUUCUCAUUUAUCUUCACGCCUAUAAAACAGCUCGCUGGUUAAGCCUCCUUCUCCUUGCACUCUUUCUUUCAUAUCUAAACAGUUUCAUCCACUCUUCAUUUGUCUUCUGAAUAAGUCUCCUUCUGCACACUUGGCUUGCCAUCUUUUUUCAGUUUUAUUUUUAUUAUUGCUCUACGUACUUCUCAUAUUCAAAAAGCCAAAACAAGAGAUAUAGAUUCCGUUUGUACUCUAUCCAGUUUUAAGCAGAUAAUUUGAAGGAGUAACUAUACCUUCAUUCAUAGCUCAUUACAAAUACAGCUAAGUGAUGGAGUUUCUUCUUGCAAUUGGCACUGGAAUUGUUGGAAAGAUUGGCGAGUACACAGUUGAACCAGUCAUACGCCAAGUGGGAUAUAUAAUCUGCUACAACAGGAACCUCAAGAAACUACAGAGUCAAGUGGGUGACUUAGGUGAUGCUAGACUAAGGGUGUGGCAUGCUGUGGAAACGGAAAAAAGAAAAGGUAAACAAAUUGAAACAGAUGUGCACAACUGGCUGACUAAAGUGGAAGAGAUCACGGGAGAAGCAAAUGAUUUUUUGAAAGCUGAACACCAAGCAAAGAUCAAGUGUCUACAUGGCUUUUGUCCUAAUUUAAAGAAUCGCCAUCAGUUGAGCAGGAAGUCUACAAAAUUGGUUCAAGAGGUCGUUGAACUCUUUGGCAAAAAAGAUUUUUCUAGUAUUGCAUACGAUAUUUCCCCAGAAGAGGUAUGUGUAAUAUCUACCAAAGAUUACGAGGCUUUUGAUUCAAGGACUUCAGUUGUGAAGCAAAUUAUGGACGAACUGAGAAACUCUGAUACAGACAUAAUUGGGGUGUAUGGUAUUGGGGGAGUGGGUAAGACAACACUCGUCAAAGAAGUUUACAGGCAAGCUAUAAAAGACAAGAAAUUGUUUGAUGAUGUUGUAAUAAUAGUUGAUGUGAAGCAAAUUUCAGACUUCGAAGGAAUUCAAAAAAAAAUUGUUGAUAAGUUGGGUAUGGACAUUGUUGGAGAUGAGAGUAUGGAUAGAAGAGCACGCCGUCUAUGUGAUAGGCUAAAAGACAAAAGGGCUCUUAUAAUUUUGGAUGAUGUUGUUGAAAGAAUUGAUUUGGAGGUUGUCGGACUUCCUCGUUUGGUGACUUGCAAAAUUUUGUUGACAUCUAGAAGCAGACAAGUAUUAUCUGUUGAGAUGUAUACACAAAAAGAGUUUCAGCUCCACGUAUUAGACGAGAAAGAAACUUGGAGUUUAUUUGCCAAGAUGGCCGGUGAUGUAGUCAAGAAUUCCAAUAUACGAACAAUAGCAACUAAAGUAGCUGAAAAAUGUGGGGGAUUGCCGGUUUUGGUUGUCACUGUCGCAAGUGCUUUAAAGAAGAGUGGACUGAAUGCAUGGAAAGACGCUUUGAGAAGACUACAGAAGUUUGACAAAGAAGGAUUUACUGAAAAAGCAUACUUGGCUCUGGAGUGGAGUUACAAUCAAUUAGAUGAGGCGGAGCUCAAGUCGGAGCUCAAGUCAUUAUUCUUGCUCUGUGGACUUCUAUCAAAAAACUCAGAGAGUGCUCGGAUUGAUGACUUGUUAUUGUAUGGCAUGGGUUUGGAUUUGUUCAAAAGUCUUGAAACAAUGGAAGAAGCAAGAAAUUCAUUGCAUUCACUGCUUGAAAAGCUAAAAGAUUCUUGCUUAUUGGUAGACAGUGGUGAUAUCACAUGUACCAGAAUGCACGAUCUUGUACGAGAUGUUGCUAACCGGAUAGCAUCAAGAGAUCAUCAUGUCUUAUCAUUAGAACACGGAAAUGAGUUGAAAGAAUGGCCUAAUAAGGAGUUUCUUAAAAAGUGCACCGCAAUCACUUCCCCUUACUGCAAUAUCCCCAAAUUUCCUGAUGUUUUGGAAUGCCCAGAACUGAAGAUAUUUUAUUUGUGGGGUGAUGAUCAUGACACACUAGAAAUUCCAUGCAACCUUUUUCAAGACAUGGAAAAUCUCAAGGUCUUGGAUCUAACCAAGUUGUGUAUUGGGCCAUCACUACUUCCAUCUCUUCAGUUCCUAAGGAAUCUUCAGACACUAUAUUUCUGUAAUUGCCUACUGGGAGACAUAGCUCAAGUUGGGCAAUUGGGAAACUUAGAAAUUCUUUCUUUUCAUGGAUCCAAUGUCAAGUUGUUGCCCAAAGAAAUAGGACAAUUGACUCGUCUACGAUUACUGGAUUUGACUAAUUGCUCCAAACUAGAAGUGAUAUCACCUAAUGUUAUAUCAAGUUUGAAAAGGCUAGAAGAAUUGAGAAUAGGGAAAAAUAGCUUUUCCCAAUGGGAGUAUGAAGGGGUCAUGAGUACAGAAAGAAGUAAUGUAAGCCUUCAAGAGCUAAAGCACUUGUCUCAGUUAACCUCGUUACAAAUACAUAUACCAGAUGCUAGCAUUCUUCCAGCAGAUUUGUUCACCAAUAAGUUAGAGAGAUUCCAAAUAUGUAUUGGUUCUGUGUGGAAUUGGGAUGAUGUGGAUGAAACCCUCAACGCACUAAAGCUCCAACUCACUAUCAGCAAUGAAUUGGACCCUGGUCUAGAAAUGUUGCUGAAAAUAACUGAAGACUUGUAUUUGGAGUUGAUGGAGAGUUCUAAUAGCAAUAUUGUCCAUCAAUUAGGUAUUGAAGUUUUUCAGCAACUGAAACAUCUCCACAUUCAAAACAGUGCUGGACUUGCAUACAUCAUUAAUGGGAAGGUCAGUUUUCCCAACUUGACAUGGUUGGCAGUGAAUGAACUCAACAGUUCAAGAUUCUUGUUAUCAUCUUCAAUGGCUAGAUGCCUUGCACAUCUCAAACAGCUUCACAUAUCUGGAUGUCAAAACAUGGAAGAGAUAGUAUCAAUUGAAGAAUCUAAUGAAGAAAAUACAAAGAACUUGUUUUGCCAGCUAGAAGAUCUAGAGCUAAAAGGCCUUCCAAAGCUCACUAAAGUCUGCUCUUCUCUAAAUUCGUCCUCUGAGAGAAUGAAAUUAGAGGAUUGUACUAAAGGUAGUACAAUCAGUGAAGAAAUUGAAGAGACCGACUCAAAUGGAAUUCUUGACAUUGUGAUACAACAGUUUCUCUUUGACAACAAGGUAGAGCUUCCAAACUUGAAGAAGUUGUCCAUUAGUGGCCUAGAAAAGUUGAGGACAAUAUGGAACGGUCAAUUCUCUUUAGAAAGUUCAAAAAAUCUAGAGUCUGUAAAAAUUGACUCAUGCCAGAGUUUGAAAAAUAUAUUUCCAGCGUCGAUGGCCAAAAAUCUUCAGGGGUUAAGCCAGUUGGUAGUGACGAAGUGUGGAGUGGAGGAAAUCAUUGCAAAAGAUGGGGAACCACAAACAACGCCAACUUUUGUUUUCCCAAAUGUCACAUAUGUGCGCUUAAAAGAAUUGCCCCAACUUAGGUGUUUCUAUCCAGCUAUGCAUGCUUCUAAUUGGCCAGCACUUCAAUCGUUGGGGGUUGUUGGAUGUUACAAAUUGGAGAUUUUCUCUGAGGCACUUUCAAGCUUUCAAGGGAAAUAUGAAUCAACCACUCCAAUUAAACAAACUCUCUUUUCAAUUGAGAAGGAUUCAUUCGCCAACUUGGAAUACUUGGCUUUAUGCAGCAUGGAGAUUUGGAAUGGGCCACUUCCAGUCCACUUCUUUAGAAAACUAAAACAUCUUCAGGUUUGUUGUCCACAGUCCAAGUCAGUUGUUUUCCUUGACAAAUUACUCGAUGAAGGGAACUCUAGUACUAGUACUAGGGAAAGAGAUGAGGCAGUUGAGAUUGGGACCCUCCCACAUUUAAGAGUGUUGGAUCUUCAUUUCAUGCCCAACCUGAUGCAUCUUGGCGAGGAUAACUCACAAUCAGCCCCCCGCAUCCCAAAUUUUCCAAAUCUGGAAAUUCUACUGCUGGAUACUUGUGACAGCUUAAGGAAUCUAAGAUCAUCCGCAAUAUCCUUCAAGAAUCUGACGACUUUGGAAGUACGUUUUUGCAAGGGAUUGAAGUACUUGCUAACUUACUCCGUGGCCAAAGGUUUAAUACAGCUCACAAAACUCGAAGUUGAGGAUUGCAAGAGACUUGUAAGUAUAGUGGGAAGCACCGAAGAAGACGAGUCGGAAAAUAAUAAUGAGAUUAUAUUCAGGCGGUUGAAACAUUUGAAACUUUCUUUUCUACCAAGACUGCGAGGCUUUUGCUCCGGAAAUUGCAUUGCUAAACUCCCAGCCUUGGAAUCUUUAUCCAUCAGCAACCGUCUCAAAUUGAAGAUUUUCCCGGCUCAUGACGAAUCGCUACAGACAACAAACGAGGACGGAGACACAGAUGUCGAUUACUAUGAGGCGGAGCUGACUGCUGAGGAUGAAAUGAAUUUGGCAACUACUGAUUUGAUAUCUUAACCACAUUUCACUAUUCUACUGCUCCACCUCGCCGAAAUUGCUCCUAUUUUCUGGUCUGGCUUGAGUGGAAGUUGUUCACCGAGGUGUGCAUUCGUGUGUUAUAAACUUAUGGGCGUCUGCUAUGCACACCAGGUGUUUGCGAAAAUGCUUGUCUGAUUGUUUGUGUGGUGAUUUAGCUGCAUUUCAAUUCUUGUGCUUCUAUUAAUUUAUGUGUGCAAGUGUUGCUUUCUUUCUGCUUAGCAAUAAAGGGAAAAAAAAAAAAAAAGUGAUUUAAAUUGGAGUUCUCCUCAUUGUUGUGCAACCUUUGGUCCUGCUGGUGCUUUGUUCUACUUCCGAUCGAGAGCUCUGUAGCUUCUUUUCGGUUUUUCUCUCAGCUUAAUAUGUUGUGCGCCGAAGUGUGUGCACGCCUAGGGUUUGUGAACAUGCUUGUACGAACAUUUUACUGCAUUUCAAUUGUUAUGCUUGUGUGGA
Molecule: messenger RNA, 4860 nt
Organism: Rosa rugosa (rugosa rose)
Lineage: Eukaryota; Viridiplantae; Streptophyta; Magnoliopsida; Rosales; Rosaceae
Product: probable disease resistance protein At4g27220
Exons: 8
Coding region: 334-4389 (1351 amino acids)
Molecular function (GO): ADP binding
Source: RefSeq, a predicted model, not a curated record